AUGUUGGAGUUUGCAAAGAAGUACUUCAGACAGGGAGCCAGCGGGAAGGGAUGGCUGCACUUGACUGAUUUUGUUAUCAGAGAUUCCCUGAAGAGCAAAAGCAAGAACAGAGACUCCAGGGAGCCCACGGAAAUGAUCAAGUUCUCCAAGACACCUCUGACCGAGUCUCUGAUAGAGUUCACUGAUCCAGCCAUGAACAGAGUGGCAGCUGAUCUCUUCCUGUCGGUGAUGCGUUUCAUGGGUGAUUCGCCACCAAGGGGACUGACAGAGCAGGAAGUGGUCAGCACUUUCCUCAAGCUCAUAGGAGAGUUCACCUUGAUGAGGGAUGAGGCUUACUGCCAGCUCCUCAAACAGCUUACCACUAACACCAGCUCCAAACCAGAAAGUUGCCAGCGAGGCUGGAGGCUGCUGUACAUCCUGACUGCCUUCCAUCGCUGCUCUGAAGUCCUCAAGCCUUUCUUGCUGAAAUACCUGCAGCAGGCCUCUCGCAGCGCCGGGGCACAGUAUCAGGGCAUAGCCAAAGCGUGCGAGCAGAACCUGAAGAAGACAUUCCAGUACGGUGGACGCAUCAUUCCACCCAACAGCAUGGAGCUGAAGGCUAUGAUGGCGGGACGAAGUUCAAAACGUCAGCUGUUUCUCUUUCCUGGAGGCAUCGAACGUCACGUGAAAAUCAAAACCUGCUCUGUUGCCCUGGAGGUGAUUGAGGAGCUGUGUUAUGAGAUGGGUUUACACAGACUGGAGGCCAUGGAGGAAUAUGCCAUAUUUUUAGUCACCAACAGAGGUCAGAAUGUGCGUCCUCUGAACAAACACGAGUACAUCCUGGAUGUUGCAACAGAGGCUGAGUUAGUCGACACCAACUACAGCUUUUGGUUCAGACGAGUUGUCUGGACUCAACCGCUCAAAUUUGAGAACGAGCUUUGUGUCGCAAUGCAUUAUAACCAGAUCCUGCCAGACUACCGUAAAGGCCUGCUAAAUGUUCUUCCACAUGGAAAAGUGAGCGAUCAACAGUUCCACCAGAUCACCAAACUGGCAGCUUUGCAGCACAGAGCCAAAGACAUCAUCUUCAUCCCCAGCAUACAUGAACUAUCGGAGUACAUCGCCGCACCUCUCUUCAAAAAGCAGCCGCCCCAGCAGUGGGUUACCAUGGUGACGCAGCACAUGCAGCAAGUACAGACCCUGAAUCCGCAUCAGGCCAGAGCACAGUUUCUGGGCCUGGUCAGUGCGUUCCCCAUGUUCGGCUCCUCCUUCUUCUACAUCCACAGCAGCAGCUCCACCACCUUCUACGCCCCCUGUAUUGUUGCUGUCAAUCAACAUGGUCUCCACUUCCUGCACAAAAAUACACAUGAGCCCAUGGCAGUGGUCCCCCUGGUGGAAGUGCAGUCCAGCCGCACCCAGAGGCCCACUGCUGGAACCAGUUACCCGUAUGUAGACCUCACCCUGGGGGACAUGAACACACAACGGGUCAUUCAGCUGCAGCUGGAGCAGGGCCUGGAGUUGUGUCGAGUCAUCGCCAUGCAGGUGGAAAACAUGAUGUCAGUGCGGGAGAAGAGGCUCACCCUGCCACCCAGUGAAAUCACCAUGUUAUAACACAUGCUCACGCUUAAUUGUGCACACAUACAUGUAGAUGAAAACUGUAAAAAUAGCCUACCUCCUCUUGCCUUCAGGUGUUUGUUGUGUGUAGCUGACACGCACUAAUAUUAUAUGUGAAUUCAUAAGUGUAUUCAGUUAUCGUACUGCAUUUACUGAACAGAAAGAGGGAAUAUGGUUACUGAUUAAUGUUGAUAAUUGCACUUCUGUAGUUUGAAUUUAUUUCACAUUGUUCUAUCAGUGUAGAAGCUGUUAAUGAACCAUGAAGAAGCUUCACAGGCCUGUGCCUUGUCAUUACAAAGUUUUAUAACCAAUGUUUUUUAUUUUUUUAUUAUUACUGUUGACUGUAAAACUCGAUGUUAGUGUAAACCAUUGUUGUAUUCAAUCAAUGUUAAUGUAUCAACUUGCUUAUUUUGUAAAAAUAAUUAUUUUCUCAAAAUAAAAAGCAAAUUUAAAGAGAGAGACAUGAGCACUUCUCUGCUCAUUUUUGAAAAUGAUUAAACAGUAAAUGUUGUUAUAUGUAUGAAUGCUAUAAUGUAAUUCCACAAAUGUCAUGAAAUAUUUAUGUUAACGAGCAGUGUCCCGGGUGUGAGUGAUACUUUUUCAUUACUGAUUAUUUUUCAUUUAACAGCUAAUGUACUGAAUGUAAUGGAUUGAUUAAUCAAUUAGCUGAUAUAAAGGAAAUUAAUCUGCAUUUAUUUUUGCAAUCAAUGUAUUAAUGUAUCAAUUACAUCAAAAGUUCACUUGUUCCAUCUUGUCAGGUUUUUGUUUUUUGUUUUUGUUUUUUUGUCUUUUGGGUUUGGGACAAACAAGAAAUCUGACUGGUAGCCGCAAGUGAUUGAGUUAAUUGAUUACGUGACUUAUUGUUUCUGCUCUAAAUCUAAAUACAG
Messenger RNA from Lates calcarifer (barramundi perch), 2477 nucleotides. RefSeq names its product unconventional myosin-XV-like. Gene Ontology annotation, cellular component: cytoskeleton. Lineage: Eukaryota; Metazoa; Chordata; Actinopteri; Centropomidae. The record is from RefSeq and is a predicted model, not a curated record.